AGAGAGAAUCCCAGGUUGUCUCUCUCGUUUUUCUCUGUUCAUUGCUGAGAAUCGAGUGCAUCAAUUUCAACAAAAGCAAUAAUGUGUUAUUGUAGCGAUGGUCGUUCAAAUGAACACAGAAAAGCCGCAAACUCUGCACAACCGCCACUAACGGUGAUACAACUGCCGAGGCGCGUGGCGGAUCCAUUUGCCAUCCUGAGGAGGUUACUGAUUGCCACCGUAUCCUUCUUAGCGGUUACCACUCUCUUAUUCGUCCAUGUUCAAGUUCCAUCUUCUUCUUCUUCUUCGUCUUCCUCUCACUCUCAUCGUAACUACUUCACUGACAAGUUUCCCGCGUUUCAUGAUCCGCAAAGAUGGACGAGAGAGCAAGCGCCGCCGUAUUUAUCCAAGGCUACAUUUGCUGCUUCCAAGUUGAAUGAUUCAAGAUGGGAUUCAGAUUAUGAGAAACUGUGGAAGCCUCCACCAAAUCAUGGCUUUCUGCCCUGCACUAAGCCUACUCCUAAUUAUACAACUUAUCCCGAAUCGCGAGGUUACCUUUUAGUUCAUACAAAUGGAGGUCUCAACCAAAUGCGUACCGGGAUAUGUGAUAUGGUAGUUGUAGCUCGCAUUAUAAACGCCACUCUUGUAAUUCCGGAACUUGACAAGAAAUCAUUUUGGCAGGACAAUAGCAAUUUCUCUGAUAUCUUUGAUGAAGAGUGGUUCAUUAAUUCUUUAGCUAAUGAUGUAAAAAUCAUUAAUAAGCUACCUAAAAAUCUAGUUCAUGCCACCAAAAUGGUGAUCCAAUUCAAAAGCUGGUCUACAAUGGAUUACUAUGAGAAUGAGAUUGCUUCCAUGUGGGAUUUUUACAAAGUUAUUCGAGCUUCCAAAACUGAUUCUCGGUUGGCAAAUAACAAACUACCUUCGGAUAUUCAGAAGCUUCGCUGCCGAACUUGUUUUGAAGCUCUUCGUUUCUCUCCUCGAAUUGAACAAAUGGGGAAGAUUUUGGUGGAGAGAAUGAGAUCAUUUGGUCCUUAUAUCGCGUUACAUUUACGCUAUGAGAAGGAUAUGCUUGCAUUUAGUGGUUGCACACAUGAUUUAUCUACCGCCGAAGCUGAAGAGUUAAGGAUUAUAAGAGAGCGCACUGCAUAUUGGAAGAGGAAGCACGUUGAUCCCAUUGAAGAGAGGUCAAAAGGACUUUGCCCCUUAACUCCAAAAGAAGUUGGAAUUUUUCUUACUGCUCUAGGAUACCCUUCAAGUACUCCAAUAUACAUUGCUGCUGGAGAAAUAUAUGGGGGUGAGUCGCAUAUGGCUGAACUGCGAUCGCGGUAUCCAUUGUUAAUGAGCAAGGAAAAGCUUGCUUCCGUUGAGGAGCUUGAACCCUUUUCCAUCCAUGCAUCUCAAAUGGCUGCUCUUGACUAUAUUGUAUCGGUCGAAAGUGAUGUUUUUGUACACUCUUACCCCGGAAACAUGGCCAGGGCUGUCGAAGGUCAUCGUCGUUUUCUCAGCCGUGGAAGGUCAAUUUCUCCGGAUAGGAAAGCCCUUGUUCAUCUCUUUGAUAAACUAGCUAAUGGAAAAAUGACAGAGGGGAUAAAUCUAUCAAAUAAAAUUAUUGAUCUUCACCAAAAAAGGCAAGGCUUGUUAAGGAAGAGGAAAGGGCCCAUUUCAGGAACAAAAGGGUUGGACAGGUUUCGAUCUGAAGAAGCAUUUUAUUCGAAUCCUUUACCUGAUUGUAUAUGUCAAACACCAACACCAACUGCAAAUGCUUCUCACGUUGUUAGGUAGAUCUAGAUAGAUACAUACAUGAUACAUUGUCCUUCAACCAUGUUUUAGGCGUGUGGUGGCAGAGUGUAUAUAAUCCUUAUCAUUAAGGAGGAAAGUUGGAAAGGGAAAGAAAAUUUUGAAAAAAAAAAGUAGAGCCAGAUGGAAGAUUUAGAAUACAAAAUUUAGGAUGUUCUAGAAUAUAUUGAU
This is a messenger RNA of Arachis duranensis, 1947 nucleotides long. Its product is annotated as O-fucosyltransferase 7-like. The record is from RefSeq and is a predicted model, not a curated record. The transcript is spliced from 12 exons. Gene Ontology annotation, cellular component: cytoplasm. Bases 82 to 1761 code for a protein of 559 amino acids. Lineage: Eukaryota; Viridiplantae; Streptophyta; Magnoliopsida; Fabales; Fabaceae.